AUGGACGAGCCAGCGUGCAAGAAGUUAAAAGUCGAUUCCGUGCCUUGCUCAGAUUUUGAAUCUGGGGAUGGAUUGGAUGGACUCAGUGAACUUGAAAAGUUAGAACCGUUGCCACAGUCGGCACACAUUGGUGGUGAUAUACCAACCACAUCACAGUCAACUAUGACUGCUCCUAUGGCACCGGCCGGAUAUGGCCAAGCCGGUGGAGGACAAGGGGGCGGACAACAGUCACAAGGUGGCGGUCAACAACAAUCUGUUUUACAGGAGCUAUUAAUGACUCAAACGCAAGGUCCUGCUGCAAACAAUUCUCCACGACCUGCAUUUUCUGGAGCACCUACGGCGAACAAUUUCAAUACUAGGAGUCCAAUGACUGGUGCCACAAUGAUGUCUCCUCCAAAUGCUAACAUGGCAGGAGCAGGGCGAGGGGCGGGCGGCCCUGGACCCUCUCCUGGAGGACCACCAGGUGGCCCACCUGGAGGUCCUAUGCGUGCCCCAGGGCAAGGGCCUCCUGUGAUGUACGACGGAAUGCAGAUGCCUCAGCAACCACAAUAUGGCCAACCGAUGAUGACGGGUGGACCUCAAGGCCAAAUGCGUGGUUACCCAGGCCAGUAUGCACCACAGGGUGCUCCAAAUCAAAUACCAUAUCCUGGACAGGGUCGAGGGCAAGCCAUUCCCAGAGGCGGUAUGAUGAAUGGAGCCCAUAUGCAACGACCACCACAGAUGGCACCUCCUGGUCGACCAGGGAUGCCGCAGAUGAUGCCAGGUAUGAUGCGACAUCCAGGAAUGAUGGAGCAACCUUUUAAUCCGAAUGCACCUUUUCAAGGUCAACGGCCAGAGCAGUUCAUGGGUGGACCGCCACCGCAGGGUUUCAUGAACCGACAACCUUAUCCUGGAAUGAUGCCUGGACAUCCUGGUCCACCACAAGGACCGCCGAUGAUGAUGAUGGACCCAUCACAAUCGAAUGGUCCACAUCAGAUGAGUAACCGUCCUGCUGGUGCAACUGCUCCAUCGCAGCCACCUCAGGGUAUGAUGCAAAUGCCAAAUGGAGGACCACCUUCUAGUCAGCAACAACACCCACAUUCGAUGCAAGGCGCACCAGUGUCACAACCGCCUCAAAGGACCGGAGGCACACCAUUGACGCCUGGUACCCAAGAUCCUGAGAAGCGAAAACUUAUUCAGCAACAACUUGUUCUGCUUUUGCAUGCACACAAAUGUCAACAACGGGAAAGAAAUCCUGCCGAAGCUGCCAACGGACGAACACCGUGCAAUCUACCGCACUGCAGUACAAUGAAAGAGGUUCUACAGCAUAUGACAAUUUGUCAUAAUGGACGACAAUGCACCUAUGCACAUUGUGCUUCAUCACGGCAAAUCAUAGCCCACUGGAAGAAUUGUAAUCGAGACGAUUGUCCCGUAUGUAAACCGUUGAAGAGUAUCCAAAAUCAACCUUCCGCCGCUGGAACACUGCAAGACAUGAGUCAGCUUCUUGGUCCCGGGUCAGUCGGAGCGCCAGGAUCAGCUGGAGGCGGGAGCAUUGGAGCAGAUCCAAUGGCACAGUUUGGCUCGCCUGCACCGGCCUCCAGUGCCGGAGCAGCGGCGGCGGCAGCAGCUGCAGGUAGCUCAGCACCACCAAGUGGCACUGGUGUCUCCGGUCCUCCUAGCGGCCCAAUGUCAGCUGCAGGAUUACUGAACGACUACAAUCCUCCUAUGAAGAAUGGCAUCAGCACGUCACUCGUGAUCUUCGUAAUCCAACCUCGUGGCAAGUUGGUGAAGGCAAUAUUCCCGUCACCGGAUCCAAACGCGAUACACGACCCAACGAAUUCGUGA
This is a messenger RNA of Ostertagia ostertagi, 1824 nucleotides long. NCBI's taxonomy places the organism in Eukaryota, Metazoa, Nematoda, Chromadorea, Rhabditida, Trichostrongylidae. The record is from the annotation of a GenBank genome assembly.